Messenger RNA from Dicentrarchus labrax (European seabass), 1106 nucleotides. It is a transcript of the gene ppil3, whose product is annotated as peptidylprolyl isomerase (cyclophilin)-like 3. The coding region runs from base 16 to 603 and encodes 195 amino acids. NCBI's taxonomy places the organism in Eukaryota, Metazoa, Chordata, Actinopteri, Moronidae. The transcript is spliced from 6 exons. The record is from RefSeq and is a predicted model, not a curated record. Gene Ontology annotation, biological process: protein folding; protein peptidyl-prolyl isomerization. Gene Ontology annotation, molecular function: peptidyl-prolyl cis-trans isomerase activity. Gene Ontology annotation, cellular component: catalytic step 2 spliceosome.
CACUUUGGUGUUGCCAUGUACGACUGUAAAUUCCUUCCGGAACCAUUCAGCACUGGACUACUGUUCCUAGACGGACGUGUUUCUCAGACACGCUUGUCCACAGACGCGACGUUUGAAAUGGCUGUUACCCUACACACAGAUCUAGGAGAAAUUAAAAUUGAGUUGUUUUGUGAGCGCUCACCGAAAUCCUGUGAGAACUUUCUGGCGUUGUGUGCCAGUGGGUUCUACAACGGCUGCAUCUUCCACCGAAAUAUUAAAGGUUUCAUGGUUCAGACUGGAGAUCCUACGGGCACGGGUAAAGGAGGAACAAGUAUAUGGGGUCGCAAAUUUGAAGAUGAGUACAGUGAACACCUAAAACACAAUGUGAGAGGAGUGGUCUCCAUGGCGAACAAUGGCCCCAACACAAAUGGCUCCCAGUUUUUCUUCACAUAUGCCAAACAGCCCCAUCUAGACAUGAAGUACACCGUGUUUGGAAAGAUCAUCGAUGGCCUGGAAACUCUGGAUGAACUGGAGAAGCUGCCCGUCAAUGAAAAGACGUUCCGGCCACUGACUGAAACCCGGAUAAAGGAUGUGACCAUUCACGCCAACCCUUUUGCCGGAUAGACGACUUUCUCUUCAAAACAUGCAGAUAGACCUUUAACGCAGGCUGUUUCCAAUAAGCCAGUUGAUACAGUUUAUAAUAGCUUGCCAAAGUUAAAGUGGAUAACUUGUCAGAGGCUAUAAAUUGGAGGGAGAGCACCCUCAGACCUCAACAGGACACUGCGUCUGAAACUGUAAUUGCUGAGUUUUCUUAACAAGAUUAUGUUUUUAUCCCAGCAGUUUCUGAAGGUAUGACCCAAAAUUUAAAUGUCAUUUGUCACAUUAAUCUCUGUCCGUGGAGUGGUGCCAGAUUUUGCAUCCCAAAGCUAAAUUCAGGGGUAUGCUUUCUUCAGUUUCUAGCAAUGUAUACUUAUGAAUUUUGGUUUGACGUGACAAAGUAUCUGUAAUGAAGAAGUAUAGGUUAUUAUUCACCUAUUUAUCUUCAUGCAUCCACUGUUUGGUUCAAAAGCAGAACACAGCCCAUGACUUUCCCAAUGUUUUGUACUAAAUAAAACUUUUGUAAUUAA